Molecule: messenger RNA, 4138 nt
Organism: Prorocentrum cordatum
Lineage: Eukaryota; Dinophyceae; Prorocentrales; Prorocentraceae
Source: the annotation of a GenBank genome assembly
GGGAGACUAUAUCCUUAUUAAGUACAAUGGGGUCGACGAGGACUUGUAUCAUGAGACGCUGAUCACAGGGGUCAGCCCAGAGGAUCCUACUGAGGUCACCCUGUACACCGCCGACCAGGAUCACUAUCAGUUCAAUAUUGCGCCUGGGGAUGACAUCGAAGCGGUGUACUGGAUCGGGCUGCCAGGAGGUCGCCCCGCCCAUGUGCCAGAGAAUCAGAUCUAUCGUUUCCGACACAACGUGCCGCCCAAUGAGCGCCAGAGGCUCUUCGCCGAGGCGCAGGGCAUGUUGGGGGCAGCACCAGCACCUCCGCCCGCCCCGCUGGCGGCCCCGAUGCGGAACGUGCAGCGACAGGGCUUGGGCCGGCCCGCCGGGGCGGCCGCCAGACGCGCCGAGCCAGGCCGCGUGUGGGUCUUCGCCGAGGACCACGGCCGCCACCAGAAGGGCGACGGCAUGGAGGAACUCCCCGCGGGAUCAGUGGUCCUGGGCGAGAGGGCGGUCGCCCCCAUGGCGGACGGCAGCACGGCGUUCUUGCAGAUGAUCCCCCAGGACGGCAUCGAUGAGUUCAAGAUGGACGACCUCCGGGUGAUGCCCGUGAAGUUCGAUGGCAUGGGGAGGCGCAGGAGGCUCUUCCAGGAUGGCGUCGCCAGCUUCGUGCCCGACGAGCCCGAGGGAGGCUUAGGGCUGGAGGGUCCCGGCACAGUGGCCUGGAGGUGCCAGACCUAUGUCGAGAGGUCCCAGACGCCCGUGUCUCAUCAUGCGUCGUGGAGGGCGACAUCUGGAGUGUCGAGCGGGGACCGCAGCGUCUUCGAGCAUGAGGUGCUCUCCGAGCAACACGUGGCGACCGCCCUCCGCGAUGAGCACCAGGUGGCCAAGGAGCAGAGGAAGGCUCGUGAGGAGCGCCGCCUGGGCCGCCAGAAUCACAAGAACAACAAGGACAAGACCUCAGAGGGACAGGGGAGGAGGUUUUUGGACAGGGCUACCAACUCUGUCAUCAGUUCCUUGAAUGAGAUGCAGGGCUGCGCCGGGGUGCACGACGGUACCCCCGCGAUGGGCCAGAUGUUGUCUCAGGAUGCGAUACGCUGUGACGUCGCGUCCACUCCGCCAUCCCAGACCUUGUACACCAGACACGGGGCCGUCCGCGAGCUCUUGUCAGGCAUCGUUGACUAUGCAGGCAGCGAUUGCAGCACCACGGUUCGUCCCUAUCGGCGGGAUCAGGUUUCUCUUCCAGAUCCCGGGAGGCCCUCGGCGGAUCUACUGUCUACCCUCCCGGAGCCUGACCAGGAUUUGCUGAAGUCAUGGGAUACUCAUAUGCUUGCUGACCCUGCUGACGUGGGGUUCUAUCGAGAGUCGGGACAUCAGUUUAGGUUGUACUUCGACGAGAUUUUUAAGGCGCAGCGAGGAGUCUACGUUGAGUUUUUGAGAGACCUUAGCGAUGCCAAGAUGAUUGGAUGGACAGAGAAGCCUCUGAGCCUGGUGACCCCUUUCUUCGUAGUAAAGAAGCACGACAGGUUACGACUCAUCAUGGAUUGCCGAAACACGAACCUCCUCUUCCGAGCACCCCCUGCCCCUGAGAUGGGCACGGCUGCAGCUUGGGGCAACCUGGAGCGUCCCGAGGCUCGUCCUGGAACCGAGGUCGGCGGAGCUGACGACAGCGGAAGCGGCGGAAGCAAGCUCUGGGUAGCCCAGGCGGACGUGAAGGACUGUUUCCACUGCGUUCGCAACCUUCCAGAGCUGUGCCCGUAUUUUUGCAUGCCGCCGAUCACGGAGGGAGAGAGGGCCGACGCUGGUAUUGAUGGCCCUAGUGGCCUUGGGGAUCUGGCACGUGAAGUAUCGGUUUACCCUAUGCUGUUGACUCUUCCAAUGGGGUUCUCCUGGGCCUUCUAUUUCGUCCAGCGCCUCGUGGAACACCAGUGCAGAGUUUCCUUGGCUGGGGCUGGCUUGGCUUUCAAGUUCCUGAGAGACCAGGCCCCUGCUCCGGAUCUUGGGACCCAGCUGGCCGUUCUACCCUAUUGCGACAACAUCAAUGUGGCAGGCAUCAGGAGGGAGGAGGUGAAGGAGGCUAAGGAUGUGAUUGUUCGGAGGCUUCGUUUCGUGCAGUUCACUGUCCAUGAGGAGACCGAGCCCGAGACCCUGUCGUACUCGCUGGGUCGCGUUAUCGAUGGGGAGUCUUGGGUGGUUCGUAAUCGGUCUGAACGAGGGGAACGUCUUCGCAGGGUUUGUGAGGCUCUUGAGGGGGGUCAACCAGUGACGGGUAGGCAGAUGAAGCAGUACCUUGGCCACGUGGUCGAUUUCUUUCUGAUUAGACGGGAGGUCCUCUCGGUGCUCAGAGCCUGCUACGAUUUUGCGCAGGCGGCAGAGAAGAAGCCCCAGAGUUUGUGGGCUUCUGCAAGGCGCGAAGCCCUAGGGGAGGCUCCUGAGGACCUGGAGGUCAACCCAGGGUUCGACGAGAUCCCAGAGGCCUUCAUUGACCCCGACAAGUGGCACGAGGUGUUUGCUAUGCGUUUCAGGAAGGAGGAGGCUAUACCUAUUCUGGAAGGUCGGGCGUCUCUGUUGGGGAUACAGCAUUAUAUGAGGUCGUCUCGGUCUUUUGGUAAGCGUCUUCUACUCGUGGGGGACCAGCUGGGGAACACUCUUGCUAUUGGGCGUUCUCGGGCAUCAUCUUACGACCUGCUCAUCAUCAUCAGGCGUAUUGCUACCUACAUGUUGGCUACUGGCUCGAGUCUAUCUGCACGAUGGACCCCCUCCGAGCUCAAUGAGGGCAAGAAGACAGCUCUGGCGCGUCACGGGGAGGGCGUGACCUCACGGCUCCAGCGGCACCACCGGGGUUCCACCCCAGCGAGGUCUGCGGGCCCGACGCCGCUGCGCCUCCAACGCCAGGGAGCUGUGGAGCGCAUCUCGGGUCCCUCGAGAGACAUCCGUCGAGAGAGGCGCCAGAGCAUCUUCGGGGCUUUCGAGCGUCUUGCCCUGUCGGGCCAGCAUUCCAUUCUCGAACGUCACUCGAUUACGGCACCCACGGAGGGCCUGUACACAGCCUGGUGGGAGGAGCUCCAGGAUUUUGUGGCCAUGAACGGCUACACCUUGGACAGCGUGAGGAAUGCCGACAUUGCGCUGGUGGACUUCGCGGACUACUUGUUUCUCGAAGGGUUCGAGCGGCCCGACCUCAUGAAGAUGUACGCCGCGGCCGCCUGGCACCUGGCCAGCCUGUCCCCCAUCGGGAAGCUGCGUUUUCCGCGGUUCUCCCGUGCCGCUCGGGGGCUGGGCCUGCUGGCCCCAGCGCAGACCGUGCCGCCCGUCCCGUUCGAGCUGGUGUGCUGGGUCGCCUGGCACAUAUACCUCCGCCUCCAGGACUGGACCAUCCCGCUCUGCCUGCUGACCAUGUUCGUCUGCUACUUCAGGCCCGUGGACGUCCACAGCCUGAGGGAGGAGGACCUGGUACCGCCAGGAGGCUCGAGCACUCACUGGGUGCUCAACGUGCACCCGGCCCGCCGCGGGGAGACGUCAAAGGUGGGGGUGUCCGACGAGGCGCUGCUCCUCGACUCUCCGUACCUCCCAGGUCUGGGCCCCGCGCUGCAUCGGCGACUUCGAGGCCAUCGGCUGGCCAAGUUGUUCGAGGUCAGCGAGAGGGAGCUCAGCACGCAGUGGGGCCGCUCGCAGGAGCAGCUCGGGUUGCUUCCCUCCCAGCGGUAUCGCCUGUACCAGAUCCGCCACGCGGGGCCGUCCCACGACAUCCUCAUGGGGGUCCGCACGCUCCUCGACGUCAAGCGCCGAGGGAGGUGGAGCUCGGACGCGACCGUCAAGCGGUACGAGGCGGCGGGGCUGGUGCAGCAGGAGUGGGCCAAGCUGUCGACGGCGCAACAGGCCGCCGCGUCUCGCGCGGCCGAGUGGAUGCAGUCUCAGCCCGGGCGGGCGCGGCGCUGGAGGACACCGUGGCUCCUCCAAGAGCUGUGCUGCGGCACGCGCGGGAUCCUCGACAGCGCGGGCCGCCAAGGCAUCGGCGGCGUCGGCUGGGACGCGGAAAUCAGUUCAAAGGCCGACCUCUCGAGUGCGGCCGUCGUCAGGAGCAUCGCCCGCGACUUCCAAACGGGCAAGAACCGCUUCGGGCUGAGUGGGGUGUUCGCAGCUCUCUGGGUCGGUAUC